AUGGAGAACGCAGAUGAGGAUUUGAAGUUAUUAAUCACUGAAAUAUGUUACCUCGCUAAAUCUCUAAAUCUCUUCUAUCACUUGGAACUUGCUGUGGAAUUGCUGCACGAGUGGGAGAUAAGCGAUUCAUUCAACCUUCGUAGAAGUGCCGAAAGAGAAAUGUGGCUCCAAGGCGAACGAGCUUUCCGUAAAGUGAUCUACAUUUAUAUAUUCUUUUGUUUGCUAACAGUGUUCUUAGCCAUCGGGUCUACUACCCUCAGCGGAACACCCACUUUGUUAUACCAGUUUUGGUUGCCAGCCAAAUGGCGCGAAUACAAUAUUUGGCCAGCUUUCUUCUACGAAAGUUUGUCAUUGAACUUUAAUUGCAUGUGCAAUGUGGUGCUCGAUUCGUUCCAAUGUUAUUUACUAUAUCAUUUGUCACUGUAUACACGUUUGAUUGGGAUGCGGAUGGAGCGACUGGGCUAUGAGAAAACUAAUGUGGAGACUACCAGUUCGCUCGAGAACAUAAUAGAUAUGCAUCAGCGGCUCAAAGCGUGA
Molecule: messenger RNA, 537 nt
Organism: Ceratitis capitata (Mediterranean fruit fly)
Lineage: Eukaryota; Metazoa; Arthropoda; Insecta; Diptera; Tephritidae
Product: odorant receptor 94b-like
Exons: 1
Coding region: 1-537 (178 amino acids)
Biological process (GO): sensory perception of smell; detection of chemical stimulus involved in sensory perception of smell
Cellular component (GO): plasma membrane
Molecular function (GO): odorant binding; olfactory receptor activity
Source: RefSeq, a predicted model, not a curated record